CUCUCGGAAAUGACGACGUGGAGUUUUAAAGGAUCACACUGAGGAAAACACUGGAGUCCACAGUCAGACGACUUUGCAUCGUUGUCUGGAAGACAGCCAGAUCUGUGUGAACAAGAAAGAAACAUUGAAUCAAACCUCUGCCCUGGUAAAGCUUUUUUGGCAUCGUGUCUGAGGGAAUUUGAAGAACGCAUUUACUACACUUGAAGUCUCCAUUAGGAACUAGUUAAAACUGAAGAUUUAGAGUGCCCAGAGGAGUUGUUAGGAUAAGAGGUACUCUUCACAUACAAGAUGGCCAAGAAAAACAGCCAAAAGGAUACCUCAGGGGUUGUCUUUGAUACACACUCCAAAAUGGCCAUGUCCCAGGGAGGAACUUUUGAUAAAAUGAAAGAAAAGAUCAGUGCUGUUAGGGCAGUUGUUCCCAACAAAAGCAACAAUGAGAUUGUGCUGGUCCUCCAGCACUUUGAAAACUGUGUUGAUAAGACCGUCCAAGCUUUUUUAGAAGGCAAUGCAGCUGAGAUUCUGAAAGAGUGGAACGUCACUGGUAAAAAGAAGCCUAAGAAGAAAAAGAAGCCCAAGCCCCAGGCAGAGCCUUCAGCUGAGGUCGCUGCAGCCGAGGCUACACCACCCGCCGAGACCAAGGAUGCUGUGAAUGGUUUCCAUGCCAAUGGCUCAGUGCUUGACGGUGACUCGAUAGACUCUCUGAGCGAGCAGUUGGACUGUGCUUCUCUGGAUGCAGCCGAGCUGGACUCUGAACCAGCUACUUCCGAAACCACUGGUGCUGAAGCCGAGAGUCUAAGUAGCGCUUCAACCCCUACGUCUCAGCAAGAAGGGAGAAACCACCAAGGUCCUCGAGGCAGCAAGUUCCGUCACAGACCAGGCUCAUACUCUCAUUCCUCAGCCCCCUCCUCCAAGCUCCCCACUUACGAGAGCCAACAGGGAUCAUCUGCUGCACGGAAGAUCGCUCCCAACAUUGACCGCUCAAUGAAAGACCUGCAGAGAUGCACUGCCUCGCUCACACGUUACAGGGUGGUGGUCAAGGAGGAGAUGGACUCCUCCAUCAAGAGGAUGAAGCAGACAUUUGCUGAACUCCAAAGCUGUCUCAUGGACAGAGAAGUAACUCUGUUGUCAGAGAUGGACAAGGUGAAAGCAGAAGCUAUGGCCAUCUUGGACGGUCGUCAAAAGAGAGCAGAGGAACUCCGCAGGCUGACUGACCAAUCAGCAUCCAUGUCUGAGGACCAGUUAACUGAACUGCGUGCAGACAUUAAGCACUUUGUGAGUGAACGCAAGUAUGAUGAGGACCUGGGAAAGGCCGUGAAGUUUACAUUUGAGCUUGAGCCCCUGAAGUUGAGCAUUACAGAAUUUGGAUCAGUGUACCACCCUCAGACGGGCUACUCUAACCGGUCCCGUUGUAGCUCCACCUCCUCCUCCAUCACUAGCCCAGGAUCCCAGGAAACCCUGUCCCUCUCCCAGUCUCAGAGUUCCAGUAAUCACCCUAUUCACCCAAUCAAACAGAUUUUCCAAGGUAACAGGCGCCAGGUCUACCACGCUGGUCCACGGUAUAAUGGUGGUGCCUAUCAUGACCGAAACCCCAACCGCUCAAACUACAGAUACCAGGGUAAUCGGGGACAGGGUGAUGGUGCCGGCUCUACAGCCCACACCUGUACCGCUUCUAACACCACAGGAGUUCCAUCUCACUCUACGACAUCCUCCUACCACCAAGAAAGCCCCUCUCACAAUGGGCUACCACAAAGGCCUCCACGAACACACAUCCCCUGACACAGAAACCUAGUCCAGACCCUCUACUAACCCUCACACUCGACCAUCAGUGACCCGCUUCCUGAACCUCCCACCCCUAAUAACUCUGUUGACUCAGUUGAUGAAGAAUAAAAUAAAAGUUUACAUGUUUGUCAGUUGAGCUGUAGUGCCACCUGUAGGUAAAUCUAAUUCAUCCUCCGAACUUGAAGAGCACCUUGAUUAUGUAAUAUCUUUAUUUGGUAGUAGAUAAAGCAAAAGUUCUCAUGCCUUUUGAUGUAGCAGCUUCCCAUCUACCCUUUAGUGAAUGGUUGCUAUUAUCAGCCUCUGUGUUGGUUGUGUAUGCCCAGAUGGAAUCUAUAGCGAGUAAUAGUUUUCCCACUGCCAAUAUAGUAGUAGUUUUAGUCAUUUAGACUAUUGUUAUACAUCAUUAGUAUGUGUAUACAGGCCAAUAUACAAUGGUUUUACUUUUAUUUUGGGGAGAUUAAUUUAGAUAUGAAUUCAUUAUCUCCAUAGAUUCUGUUUGGUCCUAGUCUUUCUUGCUACUUCAGAGGUUUCUGAAGUUCAAUUGAGCUCAGACACUGUUUGCAUAACAGUUUUGAUUGUAUUUGUUAUAUAUAUAUAUAUAUUAUUAUUAUUUUUUUGCUCAGACCAAUCUAACCAUUUUGGUUCCUUUAUUAAAAUAGUAAAAAAAAAAAAAAAAACACUGGUAGUAGCUCUAGCAUUUAUGGGAAUUUUGGUCACUGGCUGACGUGUCAUGAAUCAACACUACAAACUAUCUAAACUUUAUUUAAAAACAUAGACAUAUCGAAUGGCUUUCAGUAAGGGAGUUCAAUACAGUUGCCUUCACAGUCUCUACCUUACCCUUAUUUGUUGGGAUGGCUUAAUCAAUAAUUAAUUACUAGGUGAUCUGUGGUCAUCCUAAUGUUGCCUUAGGGCAGUGAUAUACCUUUCCCUAUUUGACUCCAUUUUAUGUCAUUGUCUUUGCCUUUUCUCUAUUGCUGUAUCAUCAAGGGAGAGCUAAUUUAAUUAGAUUCAUAGUCUUACACAUCACUUUUUAAGUUUAAGGUUUGAGAACAAACUACUUCCCACAACCUAAAUUUGGACUUAAUACAUUGACUCAGAUUUACAUUUAAAUGUUUCGUACAGAUAGGAUCAUACACACAUUUAACAUGCUUGCCUUCUAUCACAAAAUAACUUCACCUUUGCCUUCCUAGACACACAGAUGUCGACAUCACAAACACUUUUUUGUAAGAUGAUAUCACUUAAAGCUGACAGUCUUGUGGUCAUUAGUUGUGAUGUUAAGAAAAAAAAAAAUCCCUUUUUGAUACUAGUAUGUUCACUUUACACUUAUUGUAUAGGGUGAAAAUGUGAUCAAUCUGAAAUUAUUUUUCAGACUGAUUUAAAAACCUUUCAAGGUGACCAGGUUGGGGCAGUUGUAAAACUGAGGUGACUGAUGCAUGGAUUGAAUUUCCUUUUGAUGCAUGGAUUGAAUUUCCUUGAAUUUCAAUUACAUCUGAACAAAAUCAAGUGAAAUACUUCACCAACGCUUCUUCUACAGUGAUCCCUAGUGAUGCAACAUCUGCUUAUCUUUGAAAGUGCUGUUUAGCUGCAAAGAAUUGUGUGCAACCAAUCAAUAUGUAGUUGCUGUGACUAAUGUGAAAGUACAUGAUAUUACUACUGCUGUAAUCUUUUUGUAGGAUUAUAGUUUUGACAUGGGGAAACUGUAUGCAUUGUCUCUGACACUGUAUAGUGUAAAAGACUAGUUCAAGUUUGUUAAUUCAUCACAUUGUUAAUUCAUCAUAUUUUUGGAAAGGGGCCAAAAGUUUUGGACCAGAAAUGACUAAGAUUUUCCUGUACUUAAAAAAAUGCCAAGUUGUACACCCUGUUUGUAGGUUUGGCAUCAUUUCAGUUCUGCACUGUUAGUCUUAUUCCCACUACUUGUUCCUGGAGAUGCAUGCACUACAGCAUUUUUCAUUGAUACAGAAAGCUGGUGGUUGUCCCCAGAAUCAUAUGGUUAUGUGCUGUUUCUCAGAUGCUGGGCCUAUGUGAUUUAGCCUCCCCUUGUGUAUUUCUACUUUGGGAUAUCAACAAUCUCAGUGAUACCCCACACACACACAUAUUUUGUGAUUAACCAUUUCAAAGCUAGCUUUUUUCUACAUUCCAUCUAUGGGGAUAUAGGUUAUCGCCAAAGAGUUCAUUUUUGUCCUGUCUGAGUUGCUGCCUUUUUUACAUACUUGGCCUGUAAAAUAACUCUUGUAAUUAUAUUGUGGAUUAGAGUAGUGCAUUUCCCUAUCCUCUCCCAUGUUCUUUUUACUUUUCUGAAUCUACCUUGUACAUAGUAGCUAUAUAAUUGUGGUGUGCUCACAAGGGGCACAAUGUAUGAUAUUCAUGUUGAGCAUAGGAUUUACCUCUAGAUGAGUCCAUUUCUUCCUGUCUAAGAUGUAUGUCCUUUUUUCUCAAUGUCAAAUCUGUUAACUCAAGUGCCUUCUCUUGUAUCCCUCUAAUUCAUUUAGUCAUUUAGCAGAUUCAUUCAAUUCAUUCACGCCUUCCACCAAAUACGGACCAAAGACAUCUACCCCACCCCCCUACCCAUUUCAUUACAAGCAGCACUUGGACUCUUUCUCUCUCUCCUCUGCCCCUUGUCUCCUACACAUGAAUGGCACACUUUUCAUUAACUAUAAAUAAAAUAAUGUUUG
Molecule: messenger RNA, 4451 nt
Organism: Hypomesus transpacificus
Lineage: Eukaryota; Metazoa; Chordata; Actinopteri; Osmeriformes; Osmeridae
Gene: spats2
Product: spermatogenesis associated serine rich 2
Exons: 13
Coding region: 289-1776 (495 amino acids)
Cellular component (GO): cytoplasm
Molecular function (GO): protein binding
Source: RefSeq, a predicted model, not a curated record